Messenger RNA from Callorhinchus milii (elephant shark), 3908 nucleotides. RefSeq names its product shugoshin 2 (gene sgo2). The transcript is spliced from 9 exons. Lineage: Eukaryota; Metazoa; Chordata; Chondrichthyes; Chimaeriformes; Callorhinchidae. The record is from RefSeq and is a predicted model, not a curated record. Gene Ontology annotation, cellular component: chromosome, centromeric region; nucleus. Gene Ontology annotation, biological process: meiotic chromosome segregation. The coding region runs from base 99 to 3653 and encodes 1184 amino acids.
CGAAGCGCGAGCGGCGCGAGCCGUCCAACUGCCGCCACCGGAGCCUCCAGAGCAACGGUGGUGUGCAAAGUGACAACGCUCAAAGUGCGAAAAGAACAAUGAUGCCUACAACUACAUCUGGCACCAACUUGGAUGAGGUCUCUGUAAAGAUGAAGGAAAGAAAGAAUGGCAUUUUAAAAAAGACAAAAUACAAUGCUUCCCUGGUAUCCAAGAUUAAAACCAAGAUCCUAAACAAUUCCUCUAUAAUGAAGGUUUCGUUGAAAAAUAAUAACAAAGAUUUGGCUUUGGCCCUUGCUGAAGAGAAGACAAAAUAUAGAAAAGCUGAACAAGAUAAAAUGAAUCUUCAAAAAGAAAUUAAUGUUCAAAAUUAUGACAUAUCUAUCCUCCGUCAAAAACUCAGCUCUCAGAAUGCUAAAAUUUGUGCUCUGAAAGAAAUCUUGAUGAAAACAAAUAGCCUUUUUACGGAUGCUGCUAGCCACCUGACAACUGCUAUCAAUUCCUGCGUGGAGGACCUUGAAGAACGUUGCUGUUCAACGACAUCAUCCCAACGAAUUAGCUACGACUUGGAAGUAAUAGACGAUGAUAUGCCACUUAGAGUUCCACUAAAGCUCACUAAUAAAGAAAGAAUUUGGGCCACUGGGACUGAAUCGUCGAAAAGAGUCGUAGAAAUUCCAGGAGAGAGUACUGUAUCUUCAUCUGAAAUAUGGAAACGUCAAUCCAGCCAAUCUGAUGUCCAUUAUCAUGAACGUGUUUCUUUAAGUGACUUAAAUUUCAUGGAGAUAGAGCAAACUGAGCUUGGACAAACUGUUGGAGAGACCAUUUCAAAUCCUCCAAGACUUGCUCAAGAGGCUAGAACAUCUACGAGAAGCAGUUUGCAUAUAGCAUCAGCAUCAAUGGCUGAGCAAGUGGAAGAGGCACAAGUAAUUGGAGCCGUGCUUUCAAGUGACAAUGUUACCUUAAGAAAAACAUCUUCAUUCUCCCGGAUGGAAGCAUCUAAAAACUCUAUUGAAAUAAUUAAUAAAAGCAUAUCCCAGACAAGAGCAUCUUUUUCACAUUGUUCUGUGACCAAGGAGGUUUGUGAUCAGUUUAGUAGAACCCAAUUGGCUGAGGCACAAGCUGAGAUACCUCCAAUGCAUUAUUCCAAUCAGCUUUCUGAUCUGAAAUCAGAACAGAAACGUGGUGCGCAAAUGCUGACUGAGAAAUUACAACCAAAUAAGUAUGAAGAAACUGUCUUUGAUGCAGACAUGGAUCUAACUGCUAAUGAAGUGGUAGAUAUUGUCGUCGUCGCAACUAAAUCUACAAAAAGGAAAACUGAGGGAGUUGAUGUGGAAAUGACAGAAACAUGCUCAGAGACUGCGGAUGCACUGAGAAAAGUAAAAUGUAAGAAGGCUAAGAAAAAGAAUUGUGAUAGUGCUAAGACGAAAUUCCAUACUGAAUCUCGGCGGAAUAAAGGGAGAAUAAGUUCCCAAACUAAUUGUCCAGUGUUUGACAAUGGAUUUCUGGAUGAUUGUGAACAGAUCCCUUUUGGUAUUCAAAAGGAUGACCUGCUGGAUUGGAGGUUGCAUGAAAAUGAGUACAGUCAUAAACAAAGUCAGAUUUCAAAUCCUUCAGAAAAAGACGUUUGUGAUAUGAAAAAAGUUGAGCAAACAACAGUUGUGCAGAAUCCAAUUGCACAGAAAGAAGUUGAAAUGCAGUGUGAAAUGGAAAUAAUUGAUCAUCUAGAUGGUGUUUCCAAUAAUUCAAAAGAUAAUCUGAAGAAAAGGGUUGAUCGAAGGACAUUUGUGGUGCUGAAUGGAGAUGAUGUUACAGGAAGUUCAUCUUGUGGAGAACAGUGUGACAUGGCAAUGGAUGAACAUAAAGAUGGUUUAGAAAAACACCAUAGAACUGUAAGUGCUUCACAAGAUAAUAGCAAUACAAAGAAAAAGGAUGGUAUUGUGUCUAAAGGACACAAAAGGAUUAAAAAUAGUUCAUGUAUUCCAAUUUUAACAAAGAAAACUGAAAAGCAGUAUGAAAUGGAGGUAGCUCAUCUAGUUAGUCUAGGAGAGAGCAAUAUUUUAGUUGAUUCACACAAUAAUCUGAAGCAAACAGAUAGCCGAAGGACUUUUGUGGUGCAUGAUGGACAUAUUGGUGUUGCCGGAAUUUCAUCCAGUGAAGAACUGCAUAACGUGGCAGUGAAUGAACAUGUAGGAAGCCUAGAAGAGAACAAUGCUUCACAACAUAACAUAAACUCGAAGAAAAAAGAUGACCGGACAGUUACAGUGCCUAGAAGGUAUAAGAAUAUUAAGAGUUUGUGUAUUCCAAUUUUGAAGCAGAAAGAUGAAUUGCAUCAUCAUCUAGAUAGUCCAGAAGAGGGCAAUGGUAUUUCAAAUGCUUGUCAACAUAUUCUGAUAAGCAAUGUUGCCCAAAGUUCUUCAGUCGAUGAAGAACAACAUGUCACGCAGAUCGCUGAAAUGAGCAAUAGGAAUUCAAAUGUUUCACAAGGUACUGCUAACGUGAGGGAGAGGUUUAGCCGAAGAACACAUAUAGUUCCUAUAAACAAAACCGAUGAUGGUAUUGAGGGAAGCGUUGGCCGGAGAACAUUUGUGGUAAACAAGAAUACUAUAGAAAUUUCAUCCAAAUCAACUAACCAGGAGAAAGGUUGGGAUCAGUGUGACAUGGUAACAGCUCAACAUCUAGAUUGUCCACAAGAAGAUAGUGGACCUACAAAUGCACCCCAAGAAGACAUUAAUCGUAGUAAGAAAAGAACUGGCCAGAAAACAAAUGUGAUCCCUAAUGUCUGUGUGAAUAUUAAAGAAGGUUCAUCUAACCCAACUGCACAUGUGAAAAGUACAGAACAACAUGAAACGGUAAACACUGAACACCUAGAAGAUAAUCGUGUGACUUCAAAAACUUCACAAGAAACGGCUGUUGGUAUCAAAGAAAAUGGCCACAGAAUAUUUGUGACACACAUAGUAAACAAGAAUACUGAAGAAAUAUUACUUAAACGAUUUAAACAGGAAAAAGAUCAAGAGCAGUGUGAAUUUGUGAUAGCUGAACAUUUCAAUAGUCCAAAAGCAUUUAAUAAAACUUUUAAUGUUCCAUGUGAAAACAGUAACCAUACAAACGAAAAAACUGACCAAAGGAUAAUGGCAUUCUGUGAGUCUACUGCACAAGGUUCUGUACGCUCAGUUAAAUCACAGAAAAAAUCAGCGCGCAAUAAAGUGGUAAAGAAUAAACCAGCUUUGUCUGAACAGAACAGACCUAUAGAAAAAACCUGUAUGAGAAACACUUUCACUGAAUCAGUCAUAAAGACAGAAAUUCCUACUCCAGAUUUCCCAAUGAGACAGUGUCCAAGGAUUCCUGAGAGAAGCCUCCAGAGUCCAACUACCUCUGAUGCAAGCAUCAAAAAUAGUAAAGCCCUAACAGAUGUGACCAAUACAACUACUUGCAAACUCGAUUGUCAGUUGAAUCUUAAUGACACAAAGCCAGCCCUCCUUACAUGUUCACGGAGCAGACGUCAAGCUGCUUCUGUUGUCAGCUACAAAGAACCAAAACUCAACAAUAAACUACGUCGAGGUGAUCAGUUUACAGACUCAGACUUUCUGAGAUCCCCUGUGUUUAAACGUGGAAGAAAGAAAAGUAAAUGUUCUAGUGCACCAAAAGUACACGAUUAAUUGUUUGGGAUAGACGAAGGAUUUGAUUUUUCUAUUUGCGUUGACACUAAUAUUGUGUUUUUUUAGUUAUCAAUAGAAUAUAUUUCAAUCAGUUUGGUUAUUAGGUUUGGCUUAAGUACUUUUAGGUACAAUAUUAAUUUUCACAAGGUAGCCUGUAAUAUGUUCUGUUUCCAAUGCAGCACCGAUCACGUGUAGUUUUGGCACAUGUGUUUUCAAUUUCUCUGGAUAUUAAAGUUGGCGAUGGCUAAAGCUGUA